AUGUCUGCACAAUCAGGAAGCGGAGGCUGGGUUCAGCUGCGGCAGCAGGCGAGGACUCUGGAGUCGCAGACGGAAAGCCUCUUUCAUACGUAUUCUCAGUUCUCUACUGCCGCGACGAUCCCACCGAAACCAACGGAGGAGGAGCGUGAGACGGAAGGCAAGAUCGAUGAGUUGCUGGAAAAGAGAGAAUCCGUCAUUGAACAGCUCGCACGGCUCCUCGACUCGGAGGCGUCGCUCACGUCGUCUGCCCUCAAGCAAAACAAUCUCUCGCUGCUGCGGGAGAAGCUCUCCUCCCACAAGCGCGACGUCGGCCGGCUGCGCAGCACCCUCCAGCACGCCCGCAGCAGGGCCAACCUCCUGACCAACGUGCAGUCCGACAUUGACCAGUACCGGGCCAACAACCCCGAGGCGGCCGAGGCCGAGUACAUGAUUGGCGAGCGCAACCGCAUCGACAACAGCCACAACAUGACGGACAGCGUGCUGAGCCAGGCGUACGCCGUCAACGACAGCUUCGGCCUGCAGAGGGAGACGCUGGCCAACAUCAACCGGCGCAUCACCAUGGCUGCGAGCCAGGUGCCGGGCAUCAACUCGCUCAUCAACAGGAUAUCAGCCAAGAAGCGCAGAGACGGCAUCAUCAUGGGCUGCUUCAUCGCCGCUUGCUUCGUCCUGUUCUUUAUGCUGUCAUGA
This is a messenger RNA of Drechmeria coniospora, 687 nucleotides long. RefSeq names its product vesicle transport v-snare protein. Gene Ontology annotation, cellular component: cis-Golgi network; SNARE complex; Golgi membrane. The transcript has 3 exons. The coding region runs from base 1 to 687 and encodes 228 amino acids. Gene Ontology annotation, molecular function: SNAP receptor activity. NCBI's taxonomy places the organism in Eukaryota, Fungi, Ascomycota, Sordariomycetes, Hypocreales, Ophiocordycipitaceae. Gene Ontology annotation, biological process: vesicle fusion; endoplasmic reticulum to Golgi vesicle-mediated transport. The record is from RefSeq and is a predicted model, not a curated record.